AUGUCGUCGGAAGAACUUCAAAGAGUUUUCCACGUCGACCGCCACGAUUUGGUGCCGGAAUACGAAGUCGUGACCGUUCACGCGGCAACCCCAUACACGUCUUACAAAGAAGACAACAUAGGACCGCCAAAUUUGAGCAUCAUUCAAAAACGUGACAAUUUCACAACGAAUAGUGAUUCUAAUAAAAACAUAAGUGACAUAUGGUCCGGGUUGAGUGACACGUCAAGAAAUACAAACACCGAUCAGCAACCCCCUUACGACCCACUUGAAAAAUUCAGGAGGAGACCGGACAAUUUGGACGAAAUAGAAGAAACCGACGGCGACGAUGAUGAUAAUAAUAAUAAUAAACACGAUAAAGUCAUGAAAUUAUCGGCUUUCGGUAAAGAUUUGGAAUUGAAAUUGAAAAAAAUAUCCGGAUUGUUUGGAAAAGGGAUAAGAAUGUGGGAAACUCUUAGCAACGCGUCAAACGUUCACGGAAUCGAAUACAGAGAAUUGCCCCAGGAAAAAGAAGAAAUCGGUGAAUUGUAUCAGGAUGAAAAAAAUCAAGCGGCUUUACUCGUUCAUACCGAUCAAGAUGGCGGACUCCUCGUCGAAGGUACGAUCGGACACGAUUUAGUCGUGAAACCCGUACCCUCAUCCGUUCGUCAAUUUGUUUCCCCCAACGAUGACGAAAUGUUUUUGGAUGCGGAAAACGAAGAUUUUGAAAAUGACGUGGGAGUAGACGGUGGGAAAAAAAUUAAAGAUUCGGAAAAGAGGAGACGGAAACGAAGGAGGAGGAGACGCGGAGUAAACGAUGAAAAAUAUCAUCAACACAUCGUUUACAAAAGAUCGAAAACAACCGAAGAGGACGAAUACAGCGAUUAUGCUUUCAUGGAGCCGGAUAGUUUGGCAACGAAAUCGAGAAAGAAACGUGGCAUACGUGGUAAAAGAGAAGCACCCUACGUUAUUUUUCCAGAAAUUCUAGUCAUUGUGGAUUACGAUGGAUAUCGGUUGCACGGAGGUGACAACGUUCAAAUAAAACGAUAUUUCGUAUCAUUUUGGAACGGAGUCGAUCUUAGGUAUAAACUUCUCAAAGGUCCAAAAAUAAGGAUAAGCAUUGCUGGAAUCAUCAUUUCCAGAGGACGCGACGCGACACCAUAUUUAGAAAGAAACAGAGUCGGAAGAGACGCCAUUGAUUCGGCAGCCGCACUCACAGACAUGGGAAAAUAUUUAUUCAGGGAGCGAAGACUGCCCGUUUACGACAUUGCAGUCGCCAUAACAAAAUUAGAUAUGUGUAGAAGACAAUUCGCAAAUGACGCGUGCAACCGAGGCACAGCAGGUUUCGCCUACGUCGGUGGUGCUUGCGUCGUCAACAAAAGGUUAGAAAAAGUCAACAGCGUCGCCAUCAUAGAAGACACGGGGGGAUUUUCGGGUAUAAUCGUAGCCGCACACGAAGUCGGUCACUUGUUGGGCGCCGUACACGACGGUUCCCCACCACCAAGUUACCUCGGAGGUCCCGGAGCUGAAAAAUGCCGGUGGGAAGAUGGUUUCAUAAUGAGCGAUCUUCGUCACACGGAAAAAGGAUUCAAGUGGUCCAGUUGCAGCGUUGCCAGUUUUCAUCAUUUCCUAAACGGUGACACGGCAACUUGCCUAUUUAAUUCUCCUCACGAAGACGAAAGCCUUCCGAGAGUUCUUCCUGGAAAACUUUUAUCUUUGGACGCGCAAUGUCGAAAAGACAGAGGAACGAGUGCUUGUUUCAAAGACGACAGAGUUUGUUCUCAACUCUUUUGCUUCGAUUCCGGUUCGGGUUACUGCGUGGCAUACAGACCAGCAGCGGAAGGUUCUCCGUGCGGCGACGGACAAUAUUGCAUAAACGGAAGAUGCGUGGCCGAACACGAAAACAUAAUACCUGACUAUAGUCAAAACCCUCAGUAUUACAGAAGAGACGAUAGUGAAAAUUUUGCAACUCAACCAAGGCCGAUAGUAGCCUACCCAAACUCAUCAACUCAGAGGAUUUUUCCAAACAACUACAGCACACAAAAAAAACCACCAAUCAGCUCACCACCAAAUCCAUAUUAUACCUCUACCUAUCGACCCCCUUCUCCACCCAAACCCAAACCCAAUCCUUACUACACUCCGACGUAUUCUUCCACGCCACCCAAAUCCAAACCCAAUCCUUACUACACUCCGACGUAUUCUUCUACGCCACCCAAAUCCAAACCUAAUAGUAAUCCCUAUUACAGUUCGACAUAUUCUUCGACACCCAAAAACAAACCCAAUUCUUAUUACACUCCGACGACAUAUUCGAAACCGAAACCCAAUCCCUACAGUAGCACCCCGAAAACAACCGCGAACGCGAGAGAUAUAUUUAACGAUUUUUUCCGUACAUCUUCCCCUUAUUAUUCACCGCCACAGUAUCAAAAAAACACUACACCCAAAUACAACAACUACAACAACAACAACAACUACAACAAUAACAACAAUUAUUACUACGCAAACAAACAAACGACAAAAAAUCCAUUCGACGCACCUUUUUUCAAUAGGAAAACAACAACCAAAUCCCCGUACGAUUUUAGCGAUUUCGAUUCGCGAAAACGUGUUAAAAAUACUUAUGUCAGUAAUAAUAAUAAUAACAACAACAACAACUACUACAACAAUUACAACAACUACAAUAAUAAUAAUAAUAAUAAUAAUAAUAAUAAUUACAAUAAUUACAAUAAUUACAAUUCGAAUAAUUUCGGACAAUUCGGUUCAGUUUAUUACGGGAAAUAA
Molecule: messenger RNA, 2751 nt
Organism: Pediculus humanus corporis (human body louse)
Lineage: Eukaryota; Metazoa; Arthropoda; Insecta; Psocodea; Pediculidae
Exons: 13
Coding region: 1-2751 (916 amino acids)
Biological process (GO): proteolysis
Molecular function (GO): metalloendopeptidase activity
Source: RefSeq, a predicted model, not a curated record